Populus trichocarpa (black cottonwood) is the source of this 2280-nucleotide messenger RNA. Its product is annotated as ATP-dependent DNA helicase Q-like 1. NCBI's taxonomy places the organism in Eukaryota, Viridiplantae, Streptophyta, Magnoliopsida, Malpighiales, Salicaceae. Gene Ontology annotation, molecular function: nucleic acid binding; ATP binding; 3'-5' DNA helicase activity. The coding region runs from base 142 to 1995 and encodes 617 amino acids. The transcript has 10 exons. The record is from RefSeq and is a predicted model, not a curated record. Gene Ontology annotation, cellular component: chromosome; cytoplasm; nucleus. Gene Ontology annotation, biological process: double-strand break repair via homologous recombination.
CGUCCAUAAUAUCCCUUCACCACAAACUAGCCAAAAAUAGCGCGGGAAUUUCAUCCCUCUCAAAUCCUCCUCCAGCCCCCCACCCACUCACAAUUCUCGAUUUGGAACCCGACAAAGCUCAAUCAAACGAAAGCAAAAGAAAUGGGAGGUCGUGAUUUGGAGUUGGAGAGAGCUCGAUUUCUAAGCUUGGCUUUGGAGUUUGGUUUCGAUGAAGAAUCUGCAAACAAAUGCCUAGACCGCUUGAUUUCUCUCUAUGGUGAUGAUGGCCAAGAUUUUAUCACAGUUGAGUGCUGUGGGGAUGAUUUUCUUGUGGCACUGGCUGAAUCUAUGCAAGACACUGAGGACUGGGGUGAUGAUGAUUUACAAAUUAUUGAAUCAGAAGCUUGUGGAACUUUAACUAACAUGUUUGAGGAACAUGUUGUAAAGAACAACAAUAAAGCAAAUGAUGAUGAGAACUCGAGAACCUACAUAGAUGUUACUGAUGAUUCACCUGAACCUAAAAAGACAAGGACUUUUAUGGAAUUGGAUUCUUCGAGUGAUAGUGAAGAAGAGCCAGAUUUUAGUUUGGAAGAGGAAAAUCAUGAUUUAUUUACCCCCUUGACUAAACGAAUUUCAGGAUCUUUGGACUGUAAAAGCAGUGUUACUCAAGGUUCAGUUUCCUCAGUUGGCAAUAAAAAGCAAUGUCCCAGGAUGUCAAAAGAUGACCAUCGGAGUCUCAAUUAUGAAGAAUUACAGGCUUUGGAUGACUUUGAACUAGCAAACGUUGUAAUAUUUGGCAACAAGACAUUUCGUCCAUUGCAGCAUCAGGCUUGUAAAGCAACUGUGGCAAAGCAAGAUUGUUUUGUUCUUAUGCCUACCGGAGGCGGUAAAAGUCUAUGUUACCAGCUUCCUGCAACUCUGAAACCUGGUGUUACAGUGGUCAUAUCUCCCUUGCUUUCCCUCAUUCAGGAUCAAAUUAUCACACUGAACCUCAAGUUUGGAAUACCAGCAACUUUUUUGAACUCUCAACAAACUUCUGCCCAAGCAGCAGCUAUCCUCCAAGAGCUAAGAAAGGACAAGCCAUCAUGUAAGCUCUUAUAUGUGACUCCUGAAAGGAUUGCUGGGAACCCAGCAUUUCUUGAAAUACUGAAAUGUCUGCAUCUGAAGGGACAAUUAGCAGGUUUUGUUGUUGAUGAAGCACAUUGCGUGAGCCAGUGGGGACAUGAUUUCCGUCCAGACUACAAGAGAUUAGGAUGUCUAAAGCAGAAUUUUCCGGUUGUCCCUGUUAUGGCGCUGACUGCCACAGCAACCCAUUCAGUUCGUGAGGAUAUCUUAAAAACUUUAAGAAUUCCAAGGGCUCUUGUCUUAGAGACAAGCUUCGAUAGACCAAAUUUGAAAUAUGAAGUGGUUGGGAAGACCAAAGAAUCGCUGAAGCUGCUUGGAGAUCUUCUAAGGGAUCGUUUCAAGAAUCAGUGUGGAAUAGUAUACUGCCUUUCAAAAAAUGAAUGUGUUGAGGUCUCGAAGUUUUUGAAUGAGAAAUGUAAGAUUAAGGCAGUUUAUUAUCAUGCUGGUUUGGGAGCUCGCCAAAGAGUUGAUGUUCAGAGGAAGUGGCACACAGGCGAAGUCCACAUUGUAUGUGCUACUAUUGCGUUUGGAAUGGGAAUAGAUAAACCAGAUGUUCGCUUUGUUAUCCACAAUACAUUGUCUAAAUCAAUUGAAAGCUAUUAUCAAGAAUCUGGAAGGGCUGGAAGAGACAGUCAUCCUGCUACAUGCAUUGCUCUAUAUCAGAAGAAGGAUUUCAGUCGGGUUGUAUGUAUGUUAAGGAGCGGACAGGGUUAUAAAAGGGAAAGCUUUAAGCCAGCAAUGGCUCAAGCUCAGAAGAUGAAAAGCUAUUGUGAGCUCAAGGUUGAAUGUAGAAGACAAGUUUUACUUGAACACUUCGGAGAGUCUUUUGAUCAAAAGGCCUGCAAAUUUGGCUCUAAUCCCUGUGAUAACUGUCUCAAGACUACCUUGUGAGCAUGUUUCCAUUUGUCUUCACCAGGGCAUUUAAUCCUCUGGCCAUCACUAGGAUCUAAGCUAUUUCUUUCCCCUCCUAUAGCCAUGCCAAAAAACCCCACUAGCUCCAAGAAUCAGACCCUCCAUGAUCUCCGAUGUGAAACCCUGUCACGGGCUCUUGGCUUGGCUGACUCCCUCAAGAUACCCUUGUCUCAGGAAUGUUUUUCAAUCAACUAUGUAAUCAUUGCACAGAUAGUUUAGAACUUAUUGAUGUUAAGGUUAUGUAGCAUGAUACAUUUGCAUGAA